CCCAGCCUUCAGUCGAGCCACGGGAGGGCUCAGAGAUGGACUCAUCAGAACGAUCAACAAUCAGAAGUGAGCAGAAAUCCAGAAAAUUCUUAAAAAGUCUAAUAAGAAAGCAGCCUCGGGACCUUCUUCUUGUAAUUGGAACUGGGGUAAGUGCUGCGGUAGCACCAGGAAUCCCAGCGCUGUGCUCCUGGAGAAGCUGCAUUGAGGCUGUAAUUGAAGCAGCUGAGCAGCUGGAGGUGCUUCAUCCGGGAGAUGUUGCUGAAUUUCGUAAAAAAGUAAUCAAAGAUAGAGACCUGCUUGUGGUUGCACAUGAUCUCAUCAGGAAAAUGUCACCGCGUACUGGGGAUACGAAGCCCAACUUCUUCCAGGAUUGCUUAAUGGAGGUGUUUGAUAAUUUAGAACAACACAUUCAGAAUCCUGUUGUUCUGCAGUCGAUCCUGAGACUCAUGGAGAGAGGCACAAUGGUUCUGACUACAAACUAUGAUAAUUUACUUGAAAUAUUUGGUCAGCAACAGGGUAAACCUAUGGAAUCUUUAGACUUGAAAGAUAAGGAUAAGGUUCUUCAGUGGGCAAGAGGUCAUGUAAAAUACGGAGUUCUUCAUAUUCAUGGCUUGUAUACAGAUCCCUGUGGAAUGGUGCUAGAUCCCUCGGGAUAUAAAGAUGUUACUCAAGAUCCUGAAGUCAUGGAAGUUCUUCAAAAUUUGUAUCGAACCAAGUCUUUUUUGUUUUUGGGCUGUGGAGAGACUCUGCGUGAUCAGAUAUUCCAAGCUCUUUUUCUUUAUACUGUAAAGAAUAAAGUGGAUUUAGAACAUUAUAUGUUGGUGCUUAAAGAAAAUGAAGACCACUUUUUUAAGCUCCAGGCGGAUAUGCUGCUGCACGGAAUAAAAGUAGUGUCCUAUGGGGACUGCUUUAAACAAUUCCCAGAGUAUGUACAAGAUCUGACUGCUCAAAUCUGCAAGCAGAGAAGUCCAGAUGCUGAUCGAGUGGACAGCACAACACUGUUGGGAACUUCAUGCGUGGACUGUGCUAAAAGGAAGUUAGAAGAAAAUAGCACUGACUCUCCGAAGAAAAUCAAGCAGUCAGAUAAUGGUAUACCCACUAUUUAAUGAAAAAAAAAAAAAAAAACAAAAACCAAACCAACCAAAACCCAACCCAGAAGCUUUUUAACAGUAGGUGUUUUACAUCUGCUGCACAGGAAGUUUUGAGCUGAGAAUUUCCAUGGUUUUAAGUGGAAAAAAACUUGUGCAUCGUAGCCUUUUCUCUUCUAGAGCUGUAAAUGUGUAAUGUAUGUAAAGCUUGAGAGUCAUACUAGUCACUCUCUAGGCACUUCCACACUACUAAAACUGCAUCUGCAGGGUCAUUUAGAAGCAGGUGCCUGGGCUUCAAGCCAGCUGGACCAAGCUCAAGCCACAACAGAGGUAAUGUUUGAAUCUGUCAAAAAUGGCUUUGGGCAUACCUGUGACUGUCUCUUAGUUGCCUUUAAAAUGAAGGGUUUUCUAGCCUUUUCUCAAAAGCUGAACUGAGUUAGGCUGCUGGAGGCUGAACUCUUCAGGGCUCUGUCAGCACAAGGCUGCUUGCAAGCUUCAGAUUCAGAUCCCUAAGCUGUUUGGAACGGGAAGUGUUGUUUCAUGUUUAUAGAACCCCCAUCAUGAUAACCUGCCUAUUUUACAUGUUUAGCAUGAGCAUUUGUUUUUGUCAGUCUGUUAAGGCACGAGAUCACAUGGGGAGACAAGGAUAUAGUAGUAAUGUAUCAGCAAGGACAUACCAUAUGUACAUGGGGGCUUACUGACCUAUUUGCAGUGCAGUGGAAUUAAAACCAGUUAGUAUCUAAUUAGGCAUCUGUAGACAAUUUCUAAUAUAUAAGUAAGUUUGACUUCAGUUGAACUACUGAAAUGAUUAAGGUUAGGCACUGAGUUCUUUUUUUUUCUGAGGUGCUGUUACUUCAGCUACCACUUCACUGUCUCAGCACUGAACUGACACAACUAUGGGCCCAGUUGCUAACACUGGUAAUCUUCUGAAAUUUUCUAGUCAGCUGCCUCUUACCUCAGUGUCUGCAGGAGAGCAUGUUCAGGGCCAUUCUUUGUUCUGAUACCAGCACAUUUGUAUCUGGCAGUCCUGGAGGGUUGCUUCACUCAGGUUUCUCUGCUUAUGUUCCCUGUGGAUUUGAUCUGUUAGGCCUUCUGAGAUCCCAUCAUGCUAUAAUGAGGUUUUACAGGGAGUGGAAGUAAUGGGUCUGUCAGAUGACCUUUCUGUCUGAAUUGUACUAUGUCAACUCUUUACUCCCAUGUCGCAAGAGCAAUUUCUGCUUGUUCUCUAGAAUGUAUGUGCGCAAAAUGAAAAGCUUUAAAGUGAGGUGCAUGCUGCUGCUUUCUAGACUGGUAACUACUGAGAUGGGUAGAGUUUUUGUAGUGUGGAAGUCUUUGUCCCUGUUCUGAAGUAGGUAAAGAUCUGAAGAUAUUUUGCCUAGAAAAGCAAUCUUAAACAAUGGAUGCACACUGACUCUUUGUUUCUUCUACCCCAGAAGGAAACACCCAGUUGUCUUUCAUGAUUGACAGUCUGGAAACCAGUUGGGGUUUAGUAUCCCAUGUAAUUGCUAAGGACCUCAAGCAUCAGUUCUCAAGGUUUCAGCUGUUUUUUAAAAGGCAAAAGCAAAACCAGCCUGAAUAUAGACCACACUCAUCCUCUCCCUUUGAGAGAUCGUAUUUAUGCAUAAAUCACUUUUGAAAAGUAAGUCAGUCAGUCUUUUAGCAUCGUGUAUAGCAUUAUCUGUAAGACUCCAACCUCUAAAACUUGCUUCUCUAGUCAGUAUGAAUUGGCUGUUUUGAAAAGUGAUCAUCAUGCUAUUUUGGAUGCUGAUGUAUCAUCAGCUUAGGAUACUUAAAUUGUUGCUCCAAGCUGCAGCAAAAUUAAUCAGAUGAGCUAUUUAUGACCCUAAUUACUGCAAUUAUUUAAGCCCAACCCUAAAGUCAUGUAACUCCUUAUCUUGUGCCUGAAGUCAGAGCCAUGUUAGGAAAUUGCAUCCCCUCCCUUCGGCAAGGAUCAGCUUACACGUAGCAUUGGUGAUUCUUCCAUUUUGUAGACACUGCUGAACUGCAACUUGUACAACAGCCUCCCCUGACUCAAGUGCCAUUUAUUUGUAUCCUGAAAAGCAGAUGUAAUUCCUAACAUAUAUCCACCAUAAGAAGGUAAAAUUGCCUAGUUUUGGUUUCCCCUGCCCCCAGAGAAUACAUUUUAAUCAUCAUCUUAGCGAUGGGAUUGCCUUGCAGCUACCUCAGUGUUUAAAAUACAGUCAAAAGGGACAGAACCUGAAACGUGUCUGUUCUAGUUAUCUGUUAAAUGAGAAUAACUUGUUUAAGGCCCUGCUCAGAUUAUUACCUGAGUACUGUGAAAGAACUAACCAUAGAAAUGGGCAUGGUAAAUUAUGUUUGCCAAUUCUACCAUAGAUGGUUCUUUUUCUACUUAAUUCGUAAUUUCUUUUUAAAAUGGGAGUAAGAUAUUUACUGAAAACAAACGUGUUGACCAUUUAUUAUCCUCUUUUGCUUAAGCUGUGUAAUGAAGUGAUGGCAUACACUCUUUUAAUAAAAUAUUUAAA
Molecule: messenger RNA, 3592 nt
Organism: Gavia stellata (red-throated loon)
Lineage: Eukaryota; Metazoa; Chordata; Aves; Gaviiformes; Gaviidae
Gene: SIRAL2
Product: family with sequence similarity 118 member A
Exons: 8
Coding region: 36-1106 (356 amino acids)
Source: RefSeq, a predicted model, not a curated record